GAGAGGCAGGUUUGCGCACACACACGCGCACACCGGCGCAGAACAGCGAGCGAAUUCACUCGCCGGCUCUCAACAAGAACGCGUCGACAUAUACACCGUGCUUGAACGUACUGAGGUGAUAUAUCUGUUAUUUAUCCUACGGUCGAAGGCGAGUCAAUCGUGAAAAUGGCCGGGGAAAAACGUACUCAGGAUCAAGAGGAAACCUUGCUUUCGGAAACGGUGAUCUUAGUUGACAUCGAGGGCACCACAACGAGCAUAAGCUUCGUGAAGGAUACCCUUUUCCCUUAUGUACGAGAGAAUUUAAAAAAAUAUGUUGAAACGAAAUGGGAGGAUGAGGAAUUCAAACAGGAUUUUGAAAAAUUGAAGGAGCAGGCAAAAAAAGAUGAAGAAGAUAAAGUUGAUGGUUUUGUUCCUAUUGCUGGUGCUAAAGCAGAGGAAGAAAAAGAAUCACUUAUGAAAAAUAUUUUGUGGCAAAUGGAUGGUGAUCGCAAAACUGGUGCACUGAAACAAUUUCAGGGACACAUGUGGCGUGAAGCUACUAACACUGGAAUAAUCAAAGCACAUGUUUACGAAGAUGUGCCAAAAGCAUUAGAAUCGUGGACAAAUGAUGGUAGAAAAGUCUAUGUUUAUUCAAGUGGUAGUGUUGAAGCACAGAAACUUCUGUUUGGACAUUCUGUACAUGGUGAUUUACUUAAGUAUUUCAGUGGUUAUUUUGAUACUGAUGUAGGGGCAAAACAAGAAGCAAGUAGUUACAAAAAAAUAUUAAAUAAAAUUGGAGCUGAGCCAUCGAGUGUACUUUUUCUUACUGAUGUUGUUAAAGAAGCAACAGCAGCUAAAGAAUCGGGCUUAUCAACAAUUAUAGUGCAGCGUGAGGGUAAUGCUCCGUUAACCGAUGAAGAAAAAGUUGAUUUUACAACUAUCAAGUCCUUCUUAGACUUAACGUUUCAAACAUCUACGAAGAGACAAAAGUUAGAAACCACCGAAACGCAAGAAACUGUAAAGAAGGAUACGGAUACAAAGAAAGAUAUUAGUGAACCAAUGGAUACUUCUGAAGAUGUUGAAAUGUCUGAUGUUAGCGAGAAGAAGGAUGAGAAGGUGGAAAUGAAAGAAGCUGUUCCAGCAGAAACAAAGGAAAGUGCAAAAGAUCAAUUACCGAAGGAAACUCAGAAAUCAGAUGUGAAAGCGGAAGAACCUAUGAUUACCGACGCAAAGGAUACACCGAACACCGAAAAGGUAGCGGAAACUGUAGUAACCGAGAAAAUAGAAGCCCAAGUGUCUGAGGUGAGUACAAAAGCAGACGUUUCUGAAAAUGUACCUGUCGCGAGCAAUAACACUGAAUUGACAUUAACACCUUCGAAGAACGAUGCGGAUAAGUCCAUGGAAACUGAAAAAGUAGAUAAAACUACGGAUUCAGCCGAAAAAGCAGAAAAAGUUGUAGAAUCUGCAUCUGCAGAGACGACUCCCACUGUCAGUGAUCCGUUGGAUGUUACAAGUGAGCCUAAAUCAAAGUCUGAAGAAGUUUCUAUGAAAGAGAAUGAGACUGAAGAAUCCAAAAAUAUCAUUAAAGAAACAAAGUCUGAAGAUAGUACAGUACCAGAUGUAAAACCUAAUGAAAAUGUAUUGCAAGAGAAGAACAGUAGUAAGAAUGUAGAAGAGAAAACUGAAGAAUGUCCUAAAAGUAACAAGUCUGAAAAAGAAGCAAAGGAAGAGUCGGCUGAGAAGGUGCCCAAGCCUAGUACGACAGAAACCCAGAAAUCAGAAAAUGAGGAACCCUUGGUUAAACCUACACAGGAAUCUACGAAAACUGAUGAAAAGCCUGUAGAAAAUGGCGAUGUUCCAUUGACGAACGUAGAGAAAGUGUCCGCACCAACGAUAACAGAACCGGCAGAAGCUACCGGUAGCAAAGCAGAGACGAAAACCGAAGUAAAAAGUUCCACGGAAGCAAAACCGGCGGAAAAAACGGAGUCAGAAUCUGUCAAUGAUAAAAUUUCAAACACAAAAGAAACACAGGAGGCAGCUGUGUCUGUAAAAGAAACCGAAAAGAAUGAGGCCAGUGCUGAAGCAAAACAGGAGUCGAAAGAGAAACCAGUGAAAGAAGAAACUGUAGCAGACGAAGUGAAAGAAACAAGUACAGUGGAUCCCGAAAAGAAGAAAUUAAAUGGUACAACACAAAAUGGAGACACAGAUGUGAAAGUGUCGGAUGAUAAAUUACAUAGAAACGGACUAAACGAAGGAUCAUCAUCUGAAACUGUUAAUUCAUCAACCAACGAAAGCACAUCUGCACAGAAUGGUGAACCAGAGAGUUCUUCAGAAGCUAAUGCAGAAUCUAUAAAAGUCAAAAAGGUCGUUGAUUCUGCAGUAGCCGACGGUGCCGGUGAACCUGAUGUUGUUCCGCCCGUAGUUGUAGCUGCGACGUCUUAAUCUUGUUCUUUAUACAUUUUAAGAAGUCCUUCAUACAUAACCCCAACCCACAAUACUUAUCCGCAGGUAUAAACUGGAAAAGUUGGCUCCCUACACCCUACAUAAAUUGUACGACGUUAAAGAAGUAAUACGUUUAAUUUAAGAUGCAGCUCAUAGGAUUUCUAUUUCUUAAAAGAAUGUGAAGGGAAACGAUGAUAUAUGACAUCCGCAGCGUGUUUCAGAUUCGAUUAUCUUUUAGAUCUAAUAACUUGAUUGUUGAUUGUGCUCACUAGAGAAAUGAUCGUGAAACUUUUGUUUUGUAUUUUAAGUCGCUUAACUUAUCUCUUGUAGUACGGACUGUCUUUUU
Dufourea novaeangliae is the source of this 2767-nucleotide messenger RNA. RefSeq names its product enolase-phosphatase E1 (gene Enoph). NCBI's taxonomy places the organism in Eukaryota, Metazoa, Arthropoda, Insecta, Hymenoptera, Halictidae. Bases 166 to 2421 code for a protein of 751 amino acids. The record is from RefSeq and is a predicted model, not a curated record. The transcript has 6 exons. Gene Ontology annotation, molecular function: acireductone synthase activity; magnesium ion binding.